Messenger RNA from Drechmeria coniospora, 930 nucleotides. RefSeq names its product HMG box protein. The transcript is spliced from 2 exons. Lineage: Eukaryota; Fungi; Ascomycota; Sordariomycetes; Hypocreales; Ophiocordycipitaceae. The coding region runs from base 1 to 930 and encodes 309 amino acids. The record is from RefSeq and is a predicted model, not a curated record.
AUGUUAACACGAAUUGCCAGCGCUGCUGGCCGCCGAGUGCUAGCUUCGGCGACGUCCAAGCUCGUGGCUACGAAGCUCGCACCCCGAUCGAUCAUUUCCGUCUAUACCGGACAUGGUGCCUUGCCCGUGCGCAGCUUCUCUGUCUCGGCUCUAGCCUCUGCUCCCGCAGCUUCCAAGAAGACUACAUCGGCUGCGACGAAAAAGAAGCCGGCGAAGCGGUCGACGCCGACGAAGAAGAAGAAGAAGGCCACCAAAGCAGCUGCACCCAAGAAGGCGAAGAAGACGGCCAAGAGGGCGCUGACGCCGGAGGAGAAGGAAAAGGCCGCCAUCAGAGUACUCAAGAAAAUGGCACUGUUGAAGGGCCCGCAGCUGCUGCCCGAGAGCUCCUGGGCAGUCUAUGUGUCGCAGAACUUGACCGCUGGCUCUGGCCCGUUGACGGAUAAGAUCAAGGAGGUUGCAUCCGCCUUCAAAAACCUCUCCGCGUCGGAGAAGGAGCGACUCCAGGCCACGGCCCAGUCGAACCAGGCGGCCAACAAGCGGGCGCGACAGCAAUGGAUCGAGUCGUACCCCCCUGAGGCCGUGUACAUGGCCAAUAUUGCCCGCCGCCGGCUCGCCCGCAAGCUCAGCAAGACCCGCGUCUACCUGAUCCACGACGCACGGCUGCCCAAGCGUGCGGGCUCUCCGUAUACGCUCUUCAUCAAGUCGCGCUUUCGCAGCGCCAGCGACGGCGGCGCCACCUCGUCCCAGGACGCCUUCCGCGCCAUGAGCCAGGAGUGGAAGAACUUGAGCGAAGCGGACAAGCAGCCCUUCCGCGACAUGGCCGAGUCACAGUCGAGCGCAAACAAGGAGCAGCUCAAGGCGCUCAAGGAUCGUGCCAAGGCGUACUGGAAGACGCACGAGGGCGGCUCAUCGAGCCAGGUUCCGUCUUGA